Messenger RNA from Coccomyxa subellipsoidea C-169, 1647 nucleotides. Its product is annotated as peptidase M24A, methionine aminopeptidase. Gene Ontology annotation, biological process: proteolysis. NCBI's taxonomy places the organism in Eukaryota, Viridiplantae, Chlorophyta, Trebouxiophyceae, Coccomyxaceae. The record is from RefSeq and is a predicted model, not a curated record. The coding region runs from base 66 to 1412 and encodes 448 amino acids. Gene Ontology annotation, molecular function: metalloaminopeptidase activity. The transcript has 10 exons.
GAGCAUUCGAGGAACAUUCGACAGGGAAAUGCUUCUGAUUGUUUGUGUCUGACAAUUGAAUUGGAAUGACGACGACGGAGGUUCAAAGCGCUAAGGAGGAAGAAAUUGUUGACAUCACAAAUCAGGCGAAAGACACGGAGCAAGAUCUCCCAGGAGACACAUUGUCCAAGUCACAGAAAAAGAGGCUUAAGAAGAAAGCUACAGCCGAGAGAAAGAAAAAUGAACCUGGAGCAAUCGGGCACGAGGGUGCUAGUGCCCAGGAGGCAGCAGCACCUUCACAGAACAGCAAUGGAUCUGCAAAGAAAGGCGAAGGCCCCAAGAAGCAAACAGAGCCCCCAUCCAUUCCUGUGGCGGACCUUUUCCCUUCCAAGAUAUUUCCUGAAGGGGAGCGACAGUCGUACAACAACGAUCAGCGCUGGAGGGAGACGUCAGAAGAGAAAAGGGAGCUUGAACGCCUUGAGUUUGACAUCCUGAAUGAAGUGCGGCAAGCUGCAGAAGUCCACCGCCAGGUCCGCCAAUACAUACGGACAAUUGCAAAACCGGGCAUUGGUAUGACGGAUUUGUGCGAACGCCUGGAGAAUUGCGUCCGGCAGCUCAUAUCUGAGAAUGGCCUGGAGGCUGGCAUUGCAUUUCCCACCGGGUGCUCCCUCAAUUAUGUUGCGGCGCACUGGACACCCAAUGCAAAUGAUACAUCCGUCCUGCAGUACAAUGACGUCAUGAAGCUCGAUUUUGGAACGCAGAUCAACGGAAGGAUUAUCGACAGUGCAUUCACAGUGGCUUUCAACCCACGCUAUAACCCUCUCCUCAAGGCAGUGAGGGAGGCAACAGAUACAGGCGUGAGGGAGGCUGGCAUAGAUGUGCGUCUGUGCGACAUUGGCGCAGCAGUGCAGGAGGUCAUGGAGUCACACGAGGUGGAGCUGGAUGGCAAGGUGUACCAGGUCAAGUGCGUGCGGAACCUGAACGGCCACUCCAUUGCUCCCUACCGCAUCCAUGCCGGCAAGAGCGUUCCAAUAGUGAAGGGAGGUGAAGCCACUCGCAUGGAAGAGGGCGAGUACUUCGCAAUCGAGACCUUUGGCUCCACAGGGAGGGGGUACGUGCACGAGGACCUUGACACGAGCCAUUACAUGAAAAACUUUGAUGUGGGGCACGUUCCCUUGCGUCUGCCGAGGGCCAAGGCUCUCCUCAACGUGAUCGAUCGGAAUUUUGGCACAUUGGCUUUCUGCAAAAGGUACCUGGAUCGGCUGGGUGAGACAAAGUACCUCAUGGCAUUGAAGAACCUCUGCGAUGUGGGUAUUUUGGAUCCAUAUCCGCCGCUCUGUGACACAAAGAGCUCAUAUGUCGCCCAAUUUGAGCAUACCUUGUACUUGCAUCCUACCAGGAAAGAAGUCUUGUCAAGGGGCCCAGAUUACUAACCAAGAAAGAGACAAGUCUACCAGCUCAUUGUGGCAAAGCCUCAGGCGGCCUGUGCCUCUGUUAUGCCAUGCACCGUGCAACAUUUCCCAUGGCAUGCAAGUAGAGACUUGAACAGCACUUAUGAAUCCCUUAUGCAUAGGUUGAGCCCUGUAGAAGAGAAUGGAUGCUGGACUGUGAUCUUGGACUGUGUCCUAGCAAAUUGCCGUGACAAUUCAUUAACGAUCUAUGCGUAUC